AACUACAACAACUGACAGAAAAGUAGAAUCAAAUAGAAAAUGUAAUGACGAGUGCAAUAAUGAUAACACCAUGACAAGCAGUGCAAUUAAUACACCAUCAUCAAUGCAAUCACCAUCAUUGUCCUCAACACCGUCUUCUUCGUCGUCGUCGUCAACCUCAACACCUCUUACAACAGAAGCAACCAAAGCAGCAAAAGCAUCACAAGAAAAACCAACAUCACAACCAACAACCACAACACCAUCGUCAUCCAAAGGACAUGAAGUAUUAACCAGGCCCGGUGAUAAAUUUGGAUUUCAAGCGACAGCUUCUGGCGGCAAUGGAUUUAUUGGCAACACCACUUCAAAUAGUAGUAGUAGCAGUUGCUCCUGCUCUUCGUCAUCGUCGUCGUCGUCCAAGUCGUGUAAGUCGUCGAAACCAACGAUAGUGGCGGCAACACCAAGAACAGGCUCAGUAGCUGUUUGUAAUGGAGCAGUUGUCAUCGUCAAUGGCAAUGGUGAUACUUUAACCAAUAUGACCCGAAAUAUGAACCUCAGCGCCAAGGAUCGAAUGUGUCUAUCACAAGAAACAGAUUCGAUGGCAAAAUGUGAUAAGAAUAAUUCUUCCUCUUCUUCGUCGACUUCGACUUCGUCGUCAUCAACAUCGUUGAACAACGAUGACAAAAAUAAGCUAAACUUUAUUACUCUGGAUGAAUUGAAUGACUCUGAAGAGGAUCCGUAUUAUGUGUUGCAGGAAUAUUUGGAGCGUGUGAAGACAGAAAUCAACGAAGUCUUCGAGCAGUACAAACAGUCCAAACAGCUGAAUGACAUAUCGACCAGAUGUACGGAUGCAGAUAUGGCUGUGGCAGCCGAUGUCGUCAACCAGAUGGUGGCUGACAACAAAUUGCCAUCCAAUGAAAUGUCAUGUCGUCUAAAUGGUACCACCGCCGAGAUCGACCGGGACAGGAGCAGUAAUAUGAAAGUGAAUGAAUCCAGUAGUAGCGACACAAAUGGCUUCUCCAGCUCAUCUAACAGCGGCCGCUACUUAACAGUGCCGGUUGUUCCUUCCGAAUACAACAACCAUCAACCGUCUUCUUCGUCGGCUCCUGCAACACCAUCUCCAUCAGCCAUAAUGUCAACAAACACGUUUCCUAGUCUAAAUCAUGGCAAUGACCAAACUGAGUCAACUCCAUGCAGCAGCAAUGCUAACAGUCGCGCGUCCACACUCAAGCGAUUGAAUAGUCAGAACGCUUCCAGUUGUUCACCGGCCGAGUAUCUACAGCAGAGCCAUGAUCCCAGUGAUGACGUUAACAUAUGGGCUAACAAAUUCCUGCGGGAUUUGGACAACUUAAUGGGAUCAGAUAAAUGGUCCGCCGUUGUCCCCAGUUCCCCGAUCAGUAAUGGUGGAACUUCCGUCGUCGUCAGUACCCCGAACAGCACUGCUGCUGCUGGUCCCUCCAUGAAGAUCAGUAUUCCAAGACCUGAGAAACAUGUAACCAUUCCAUUACAAUCGUUUAACCUUGAUUGUCGUCGUCCACUUGAUGCAUCACUGAAUGCCGCCAAGCUUUUAAAUCCCGGCGGUAUUUACUUGAGAACAUUGUCCGCACCCAAUGCUAAUGACAGUAAUCAUAGUCCAGUCAAUACCAAUAACAAAACCAACAACAACUGUCGCCUCCUGCCAAAGAAUACCCCUGGGAGUAGGACAGUGUUGAAAAUUGAAGAAAAUGACGCCAUCGCUGCCGAAGAAAGACGCCGUAGAAAAUUUGAAAGUGACAUAGAGACGACGUCAGUUUCAAACGCAAACUCGAACCAAAGCCAAGCGGCGGCACCUGCCGCCGCCAGUGGCCCUACUACCGUGCAACCAAAACGGGAGCGAGUCACAUUAGCGCCCAAUAGCAAUCCCACUGGCUACCAAUUGCAACAUCCCAACAACAAUAACAACGAUACCACCAAAAAAGGAUCUACAUCGACAAUCUGGACAUCGGAGGAAUCGAUUCUGAGGAGUGUUGGCGCCGCCGAUGAAGACAACAACUCCACUUCAUCGUCGGCAUGUGAGGAGGCAUCUGGAGUAUUAAGCUCUGGCAAGUCUGGCCUUUCUCUAGACUCCUCCGGGCUGGACAAUGACAAUAACGAAAGCGGCAUUGGCACAGCGACGCCACCAAAAGAUUCUGGAUUCUGGAAGAAUACAACAGACAAUGAUUCGAUGACAAGCAGCCUGGAUGCCUUGAGGAAGAUCAAAUUCCAGAAGGGCAGCUCGGUGGCCUCGUCAGAUGAUCCUGAUUUAUUGGAAGUGCUCAGUCUGUACGACGAAACGCACGACGAUGAUGCAGAUGACAUUGGCAUCCACCACGACCACGACCAAGACCACGACGACCAUGACCAUGAAGAGUUCGAGACGGGCACUUUCGAUGGAUAUGACAGUGGCAGUGGCAAAGGGGUGGUCCUUCGGAGGAAGUCAAAUUUGCAAAUAAACGACAAUCAUGGGGGCAGCAAGGAUUCCGCCAUUCAUUUGCUUCCAUAUUUGCCACCGCGAGCACCCAAGAGUCGCAGUCAUUCGUUGGAGGUGGCAUCGCCUUUGCCCAUGCCUCUGCCACUUAGACACGAGCUGAAGGCCAACAAUAACAACAAUAACUAUCGGGAUAAGGGAAGACUGUGUCUGGCCUUGCGGCAGGAACCAUUUCAGAGUAUUAUGCCGACGAAUUUCCAUGAGCUACCAUCACCCAGCAGUGCUUCGUUGCAUAGUGGUCACGAGAGUUUAGGCAUGCAGGAGUUGACGACAAAGUCGAAUUCUGCACCACUGCUUCUGAAGAAGGAGCGAAAACGUGACGAUUUCGGCGGACAAAAGCAGACGCUGAGAUACUCCCGAUCGCAGAGUGAUAGAUAUUUAGCAGAAAUCGAAGCCAUCGAAGCUUGUAAAUGGCUCCGUGCAGCUGGUUUCCCACAAUAUGCCCAAAUGUAUGAAGAUCAUCAAUUUCCUAUCGAUCUGACAAAUGUUGCCAAAGAUCAUACAAAUUUGGAGAAUGAUCCAUUGCAGUCGCUAUAUCGGCGUUUAUGUAUAUUAAACCGAUGUGCCACAAUGCGAUUGGAUAAUAGUCAUAAAUCACACACUCCACAGAAAGAAGAUUCAGACGAUGAAAAUUGUGCUCUAAGUGAGAAUUGGACAUUCCAGCCACACAUUCGACGUUGGUCUCGCAUCGGCGAAAUGGGCCUCGAACUCCCCACCAAACUCACAUCACAGGAUAAAAACGAAAGCUCUUCGAAGGAAUCCUCACCCGAUCGAUUCGAAGAUGACGAUACCUAUGACAUUGCUGGUGAAACUCUUAAUCUCUCUAUGCCAAAUGAAAAUGAACAAGCCGAUGGAACGCAACAGAAUGAUUCCGAUUCAUCGGCGGUACGUUUGCGACGUACUGGUAGCGAACGCUUAAAAGAUGGUGCAAAAGCUUUUCUUCGACGAGUCGAAUCGAUCAAGUCACGUCGAAGGAAACGUCAAAAUCGUGAGGGUAUUGUUAUAAGUGGCCCUCAAGCUCUAGACUUAUCACAGCUAGGUCAGAGAGUUGUCCGUAAGCCGGAUGCAGUCUACUCAACACCACCCUCACCUUCAGCAGUUAGCCCAAUGCACAUGUACCCGAAAAGUCCUCUAUUCCAACAUCAUCAUCUCAAUCAACAUGACUUGAAAGUUCCAUCGCAAAGUGACAAUUUCCUUAGCCCAAAUCGGAUAGCUAGUCCGAAGAGAACACCCACGACACCGCGAUCAAUGCGAACCAGUCCAUUGCACUUUUUUGGUGCUCCUCCAAUGCCACAUCUGAGAGAGGGCAAAUCCGAUGAUUCAUCAUCGUAUUACAGUGAUAGUCAGGAGUCCUCGUCGACUGGCGGUGGAAAGCUUACAUUGUCUCUGCGAAAAGCUCCAUCAAAGUCGAGAAGAUUCCUCCAGAGAACUGGCAAGGUCGAUGAUAUUGGUACACAUUCCGAUUCUGAAUGCCAUCAAGGCAGAAAGUUUGUCUUCAAGGAUUCCAAUUCGAACACUACAGAGAUGAAAGUGAAAAAGCUCACUCGUGGUGGAUCAUUGAAUCUCGGAAAGGAUUCGAAGAAACGAGAUGGUUUCAGAUCAGCUAGUUUUCGAACCCGAUCACAGGUGCGAAAAGAUCACAAGACUUCUGAGAGUGACACUGAAAAUGUGAAGAUAGUCAGUAAAAGUCCUGUUGUCCGAUGGCAUAGUUUCCAAGAAGAAGAACGCCCACACAUGAUCUUCAAAAAAUGCUUCACUCGCAAAGUUGAAACAGAAAAAACCGAAGGAAUGUCAUUUGCGGCAAUGUCUUGUGGCCAAUUGCAGAUUAUUCGCAAACUUGCUUUGGCCAUUUUAACCGGUUAUAUGGAACGGUACUGCCCCACACAUCGUUCAGGAUGGAAUUGGGAGUUGCCAAAAUUCAUAAAGAAGAUCAAAAUGCCUGACUAUAAGGAUAAAAAGGUCUUUGGAGUUCCAAUUCUUCUAACUCUCCAAAGAACGGGACAAACUCUCCCAAUGCCAGUCAGAGCAGCUUUUCGAUGGCUUCAAUUGAAUGCUUUAGAUCAGAUUGGUUUGUUCCGUAAGUCUGGAGUUAAGUCGAGAAUAUUCAAGCUCAAAGAGCGUGUUGAGGUGGCGGAAUCAUCUGGCGAGUGUAUGGAUGUCUUUGACACCCAGCAAGCCUACGAUGUGGCUGAUAUGGUGAAACAGUAUUUCCGGGACCUACCCGAGUCUUUAUUGACAACAAAGAUGUCAGAGACAUUUGCAGCGAUAUUUCAACAUCUUCCACUCGAUGUACGUUUGGAUGCAGUCCAAUGUGCUGUUUUAUUACUGCCCGAUGAGAACCGUGAGAUUCUCUAUGCUCUUCUUGAGUUCCUCACUCUGGUCGCUGAUAACUCACAGUAUAAUCAAAUGACAGCUAAUAACUUGGCUGUGUGUUUAGCGCCAUCUUUGUUCCAUAAUAGUCUCUCAAUGGGAAGUACUUCGGUUGCGGCUUCGCCAAGGCGAAAAAAGAACGCUGGCAUUCCAGAUGCUAAAGAACUUUCCGAAGCUAAAGCAUCACAUGAGUGUUUGUCGUUUAUGAUUGACAACUAUCGGCAGAUUUUUACAGCUUCUCGGGAGAGGAUAUCCAAAUGUAAUUUUGGAUAUAUGGAAGAAUCUAAGCCAGUACCGUUAGAAGCUUUAGGAGAAGGGAUGCAGUUUCACAAUUGGCGGGGUUAUUUGUAUGAAUGUACAAAUGCCACCAUCAAGGAAGGCAGAGAGAAGUCUCGCGGAUGGUUUAGUACAGGAUCCUUAGACCCAAAUGUUGAUAUUGCCUACAAGAAGGUUGGCGAUGGUCAUCCUUUGCGUUUGUGGCGAUGUACAACAGAGGUGGAGGGACCACCUCGAGAGGUGCUGGAGUAUGUCCUUAAACAAAGGGCGUCGUGGGAUGUUAAUCUUCUACAAAGUCAAACUAUAAAGAAAUUAGAUGAAAGAACUGAAAUAUUCCAGUAUGUCUUCGAUGGACAAAUUUGGACGGACUUUUGUGUGCUAAGAUCUUGGCAAACCGAUCUGCCUCGUGGAGCUUGUGUAAUAGUGGAAACUUCAAUUGAUCACCCAAAGGCAAAGUCAGUAUUUGGUAGCGUGCGUGGAGUUGUCCUUGCCUCGAGAUACCUUAUCGAACCAUGUGGUAGUGGCCGAUCAAGAGUAAUGCAUUUGGCCAGGGUCGAUAUAAAGGGUAAAACACCAGAAUGGUAUAAUAAGAGCUAUGGACAUAUUUGCUCGCAUUACUUAUCAAAGAUUAAAUUGGCCUUUAGGCAUAUAGCUGAAGGUCCUGAAAGUAAAGUGUGAUUGUAGUUUAAAAAUUAAUUAAGUCUUACUAAAAAAAACAUCACUAAACAAAAAAUCUAAAUAUAUUUAUCUACUUUAAAAAAAAAAAAACUUACAUAAAAAAAUGUAAAUGUACAAUGCGUUUCAAAAUGACAACUUAAGUCUCAAAAUGGCAUUUACUUUGGACUUUUGUCCAUGAAAUUAAAUUUAAAAACAAAACAAAAAAAAUGAAAAUAAAAUCCCAGAAAUAAUACAAAAAUUAUAAUAUAUUGAUAUGAGGACCAAUAUUGAGGAGCUGUCAUUUUUGACAUCUAAAAAAGCUAUUUAUUUAAUGUUUUUUUCUGUCAAAUUUAAACAUUUAACAAAAUGAAAAAUAUGCAAAUGAAAGUAUUUUACUUGUAAA
This is a messenger RNA of Episyrphus balteatus (marmalade hoverfly), 6188 nucleotides long. RefSeq names its product rho GTPase-activating protein 7 (gene cv-c). Gene Ontology annotation, biological process: actin cytoskeleton organization; signal transduction; regulation of Rho protein signal transduction. Lineage: Eukaryota; Metazoa; Arthropoda; Insecta; Diptera; Syrphidae. The coding region runs from base 71 to 5806 and encodes 1911 amino acids. Gene Ontology annotation, molecular function: lipid binding; GTPase activator activity. The record is from RefSeq and is a predicted model, not a curated record. The transcript has 14 exons.